AAAAUAGAGUAUUAGCCCAAGAGAAAGAGGAAGUAAGCGUACUUUGUCACUCGAUACAAAUUUAGGAGUCGGACGCCCCAACGGAAUGCUUACAGGCUAAGCAAAGAGUUAUCGCAUGAUCCCUUCUUCCUUUCAGUUUUUAAACAAUGGGGUGGGAAAGGAAUGGAAUGUGAACGAAGCGAUCGCCGGCUAGAAAGGGGAGGAAAAGAAUAACGAACGGAAACAGAAGAUGGGAGUGCUCUCCAACAAAGUGCAGAGAGAAGAUCUUAAGCCAGGCGAUCACAUUUACUCCUGGAGGCACGGCUACGUCUACUCCCAUCAUGGUAUAUAUGUUGGAGAUGGAAACGUAAUCCAGUUCACUCGUGGAGCAGGCCAGGAAAUCGGCACUGGAUUAUUCAUAGACCACAUAAUUUUCUCAUCUCUAUCACGUUCUUCUGAUAGCCCGUGCCCAAACUGUGGCGACCAAUCUAGCCUGGAUGGUGUCAUUAGAUCCUGCCUCGACUGUUUUCUCUGGGGCGGUGAGCUCUAUCUUUUCGAAUAUGGAGUCUCACCAACUUUCUUCUUAGCCAAGGCUAGAGGUGGGACGUGCACUCUCGCUGCCGCUGACCCUCCUGAAGAUGUCCUCCACCGGGCAUCCUUCCUUCUCGAGAAUGGGUUUGGCGGGUACUGCCUUUUCAGGAACAACUGCGAAGAUUUUGCAAUCUACUGUAAGACUGGACUGAUUGUGUUCACCAGCAUCAGUGUUGGGAGGAGUGGACAGGCAGCGUCUUUCAUCGCCGCUGCGAGUAGUGUACUUUCAUCGCCACUUCGGUUCUUGACUACCAGCUUCAGUGGUCUAGCGGUUGUGGGUUUGUGUAUGUACAGCAUUAGCAGGUUGGUGUCAGACAUUGGGGUGCGACGCGAUGUGAAAAAGAUCCCCGUCGAGAGGCUUGUUGCUGCGGACUGCAGUUCAGAGUCUUCAGUUGAGCCGCCAGAAGCAGUUCCACCGCUGCCUGCCAAAGAAAAGGAGACAUGAAGAUGAUAAAAACACAGACAUUUGAUAAGGUCUGUCAUGUUUGAGCUGGAGGUUGUGACUUUUAUUUUAUGAUCAUUAUGUGUGUCCCGAAUUGUUAAACCCUUUUGUUAAGCAACCAGGCCAACACUCUGCAGUCUGCACCCGGCUGGUUUGCUUCCUGCCUUUGGUUAUUGUUUUGCUUGUGUGAAGUUGGACAAUAUCGAGUUCGUUUCGCCGGCUGAUGAGUGAUGAGUGACAGCGUUGUCUGAAAUCUGUAACUUUAUUACUGUUUUUGUUCAUUCAACCUCUUCAACCUUUAGCAAACCCGACGAAAUCUUGCUGUUAUUACUUAUUCCCCACUGAAACGUGUUGAGCUUGCUAAUAAGUAGAACCCAAUGAAGCAGAAUACUACAUCCUUUUAAUUGUAUCCAAUCAGCCAGUUGGAUAAGUUGGAGUGCAAUGUUCGUAAUGAGAGACUCAAGGGACCUUGUGUUCUAUCCAUGCAACAUAACACUUUUUAAGUUUCAAGAAUAUCCAACAGUUAUCACAGAAACGGAUAAACGUAUAUGCUGCAUGAAAUACCCUGAGACACGUUAAAGAGAUUUGACAAUAUAACAAAGAGCAUCUGAUGUUCUGCAUAUCACUACCAAUCACCAGGUUAAACAAAAAUGAUACCGUUCUCUUUAAUGGCAUCGAUAACAAUCCCCAGCUUGCCCUCAAUCCUCUCGUUCUUUCUCGGUUCAUAUGACAUUACAUAUACAUCGGCUUCUUUUGAUCUCUCUGCUAUGAGCUCGCCAAUAAGUCUACAGGCAUGGUGAUCUGUGAGGGAGGGCAAACUGUUCCUAAGGUCCUUGGAGUUGGUGGUGGCAACAGAUAUUACUUUGCUUGUCCCCCGGUGCAUCACUUUGGCGUGGACAAAUCUCUUUGAAAAGAACACGUUCAGCAAGAAGGGCCUCAUGUACAUGUCAGUCCUCUGUUUCCAUGACUUCUUGUUUGGUUGCUUUGCCAGCUCACCACGAGAUCUCCUCGUCCACGCAGCUCGAACGAAAGGACUGCAUGAAUUCUACAAAAGACAUGAUUCGUCAACAGUUCUCUCUUUAGCAAGCAGGUAGCCAACAGAUGACAGAAGGUGAAUGAAACAUAGUCAACAACAGGCAACAGCAAUGGUCAAGAGGAAAGGGUAACCUCAUCAUAAUCAGUUAAUCACAGAACUACUCGUACCCCGAGAUGCUCAAUUUUGAACAUCCUAAUACAUAUGAAUCGAAAUAGACAUUAGGAACGUCACACCUGCCUAACAGACUUGAAUUGCACCGCAAGAAACGUUAUGGUCCUAAACUGGUGACACACCCUAAUCUUGCUUAAAGCAUUUCUUGAUCAAGAGGAGGGUACACUUAACAUACAGUGCUGCUUACACGAUCUCUUGUUCAUUAGAGUUGGUCCAACAAAAGGUCCCCAGACACUCCAAACCCAACUAAGCCGACGGGCUGCCUAGAGAACGUGCAAACAGGAAUAUCGACUUCUUACGUAUAACGAUCUUCCUCAUAUAGGGCAAUUAUUGCAAGAGAGGAACAGCUGAGAGACAGCUUCAAGCUGCUAAUCGAUUAGAAUGAUUUUAACUCCAUCUAAAGCUCAUUCACAAAGUGGAAUCUAGAACUGCGCUUGAGCGUCGGCAAGAUUAUUUCAAGCAUCAAGUCCUCUGGAGGAAUUCAUCACUGAUCAUCAUCAGAUACUCUAUCAUUAACAGCACCUUACCUGAAUCUAGAAAUGGAGGAACAAGUUGUUGAACAGGGCUAAAAAAUGAAGAUAGGGCUCGUUGCAUACAUCCAUGGUUCAACAUCCACGACAGCUAACCCCAGUGAGAUAAAUUGAAUACAAUAGGAUGCAGCACGAGUCUAAAUUACCAAAUCAGCCGAGGAUUUUGCCAAUUAUGUUCAACAAUCAGAAAAAUUAGCCAGUGCAAGUGCCUCCCAAAACCAUUACUUGUUAUUGGAGGAAGGCGAAGGGUGUACCGGUGAGUCGUUAGUGACGGACAAUUUCAGGGUGGGCAAAGCAGAAAACCAGGAGAGGGAAAUGGGUUUGAGCCGGCCAGCUGAGGUAUGCGGCGACAAGUCAGCAGACAUCACCGGCGAGGCUGCCGGUGGAAAGGCACAGGCAGAUAUUACCCACGACAUCCAGUCUCUGUUGAGUAGAUACCAGACAGAGACGCCGCCGCUGUGUGUUUUCAAGAGUUUAAGGGGGAUUUGGCCGGUGACUGCUGUUCGCUUGAAUUGUUUUUUUAGGGGAUUUAUGAAAAAG
Molecule: messenger RNA, 3289 nt
Organism: Linum tenue
Lineage: Eukaryota; Viridiplantae; Streptophyta; Magnoliopsida; Malpighiales; Linaceae
Source: the annotation of a GenBank genome assembly